GUCGUGCCAGCGGGACUGUAUUUGUAACGUAAACAAGGGUCAACUUAACUCAAAUCUCAAGAAAAUUUGUCGGAAGAGAAUGUCACACGAGUAGGUAUUAUAGACAAGACGUCGGACUCUAUACUGGAUUCGAAAUCAGACAUGGAAAAUUUCCAAGAAAACAAUGACACUAACCCGGAGUUUCGCUAUAAAGUCGGCAGCAUUAUGGAACAAGGAGUUGUGACUACGUCUGAAAAUAUGGACGAGGCGUCUCAGCGUAACCUGAUGAAUGGAAAACGCAUUAUAGUGGUUGGAGGUGGCAGUUAUAGACUGAGAAACAUAUGGCAGGAUGCAGCAAAAUAUGGAAUAGAGGUAAUUCUUGUGGAAGCAGAUAGUCAGCACAUUGCAAAAGAUCAUGUACCUCGUUUUAUCCACUACGACUUCUCUGAUCAUAAAAUCGACGAUAUGCAUGCGGUUGAAAUCGUCAGUUUAAUACAUGACCACGGAAUCAAGGCGGAUGGAUGUCUUUCUUUCUCGGACGAAUGCGUAGCUUUGGCAGCACUAAUUAAUGAAAAGUUGGGAACAAAAGGUCCAAGCUUCAAGGCAAUGAUGAUAGCUAAUUCGAAAACAAGAACUCAAAAUGUUUUGAGGAUGCGCGGAGCAGAUAUUUCUCAUUGGCCUCGGACGGACAUGUAUUCAACAAAGGCCGUAUAUUUGACGACAGAAAUGGACUGCGACAAAUUGCCUGAUAGGUUUCCUGCAAUAUUGAAACUAGAUAACGGCACGGGUUCAGCUGGUGCCUGUGUUGUUGAAAACAGGGUUGAAUUAAAGAGGAAAUUCUGUCAGAUAACUGGUUCACUUCGGAAUGAUUCGGACCUUCUCGGAAUUGGGCUAACUCAAGGCAACUCAAUGAUGACAAUGGAGUUUUACGGCGGAACUGAGCAUACUGUUGACGUUAUCAUAUACGACAGCAAACUUAUUGCUGCUUUUAUCACAGACAGUGGUAUGACAAGACGACCCUUUUUCAUUGGUGAAUACGUCUUGUUGAUUUAA
This is a messenger RNA of Mercenaria mercenaria, 1032 nucleotides long. Its product is annotated as carnosine synthase 1-like. Gene Ontology annotation, biological process: carnosine biosynthetic process. Lineage: Eukaryota; Metazoa; Mollusca; Bivalvia; Venerida; Veneridae. Gene Ontology annotation, molecular function: ATP hydrolysis activity; carnosine synthase activity. The record is from RefSeq and is a predicted model, not a curated record. The transcript has 4 exons. Bases 142 to 1032 code for a protein of 296 amino acids.